AUGAACCACUAUGUUGUUUUAUUUUGUGAAACCAUUAUCACAAUAGUUUUUUCCUUCUUAUUUGGUAUGGUUUUAAUUAAAUACUAUUUCAACAACAAAAAUGGCAACAACAACUACAAUAAUGGCAUCAACCACAACAAUGGAAAUGGCAACUAUCAAUCAAAUACACCAUAUUAUGAACAAAUUCCAUAUGAUCGCCCAGUAUCAGAAAGAGAACCAUCCAAUUACCCAACCUUCAAUAAAAGCGAAGCACGCCAUUCUUUUUCUGAUGAACCACAAUCAUCAAAUUAUACAGAAACAGAUCAUGGACAUAAAAGUGAACCAUCAGUCUACCCAACUUUUAAUCAAAAAGAAUCUCGUCAUUCUGUAAAAAAAGAACAAUCACCACAUGCUCCUCCAGAAUCAGCAACUUCUCCACCAGAUUAUCAAAAUGAGCCAAAUCAUACUUAUAAAAGGGAAGCAUCUAACUACCCAAAUUUCAACAAAAAUGAAGCUCGUUAUUCAUUUUCCGAUGCACAAAAACCAUCCAACUCUCCAGAAUCUGGUUAUAUUCAUAAAAGAGAAUCAUCCGACUAUCCAUCUUUUAACCAAAAUGAGUCGCGUCAUUCUUUUUCUGGUGCACCACAAUCACAAUAUUAUCCAGAAUCACAAUGUAAUGGUGCAAAUUCCAAUGGAGAACCACCAUGUGUAGAGGAGUAUGAUGAAUCAAGUGCAAUUUUAUGUUCAAACUCAACGAAUUCCGUUCUUAUAGACUAUGGGGGUUAUGUUUAUAAGAUGAAACAUAAAACUUUUGCAAACAAUUGA
Dictyostelium purpureum is the source of this 804-nucleotide messenger RNA. RefSeq lists its product as uncharacterized. The transcript has 2 exons. NCBI's taxonomy places the organism in Eukaryota, Evosea, Eumycetozoa, Dictyosteliales, Dictyosteliaceae. The record is from RefSeq and is a predicted model, not a curated record. The coding region runs from base 1 to 804 and encodes 267 amino acids.